CAGUCACAUGCGUUUUCUUGUUUAGUGCCACUUCCGCAUCUGACAUUAUAAAGUAACGCUAGACACUGUAUAAUGAUUUUAUAGCAUAAAUCGUUUCUAUUAAAGUACAUUUUAAAGCAGACUGUUAACGAACAUUGUUUUGUGAUUUACGUGAUCGAAUUUGAUUACCAGGUGUUAGUCUGUUGCAUUUGCAAGACAAAACAGGGGACACAGUAUCCCAUUUAGCUAGCUUAGCUUGCUUUUGCUAGCUACUUGAUCAGCUAGAUUGUAGCCACUUCAACCUACACUAUUCAUUGGCUACACUAACGGAAUAGCUGGCUACAGCUUUUCAGAAUGAAGGUGUCCAUGCCCCCCCCCUGCACAGCGACGUCUGUGCGGCUGUUAGUUCUGGCUGUUCAGCUGGUCCUGUUGGUGUGUGGAGGCCAGGCCAGUGACAACACCAAGAGGUGUAAACUGUUCUCUGAGUCCCUGGCAGAACGGAAGGUCCUCAGUCUUCUAGAACCACUCACUAACAAGAAUUUCUCGGUGGAGACGAAAAGCGGCAAGGAGAGCUACACGUACCAGUUCCAGGUGUGUGGGGAUGCGGGGAAAACGGUAGGAGCGGGACUCGUUCAGAUCGACCAGACCGGGAAAGAUGAGAAAGUGCUUGGCCUGUACAAUGCAACACAGGCUAUCGGAGGAAGUGACUGGGUGAUGCUGAUCUACAGCAACGGCACCAAGUAUGAAGGCCACUGUUCCAAGGAGAUGAGGAAAGCCAUUGUCAUGAUCUCCUGCAACAGAGGAGUGGAAAUGGGGAAGCUGGAAGUGGUGUUGGAGGAUAGGGAGAGGGAGAGGGACUGUUUCUAUCUGUUUGAACUGGACUCCAGUGCAGUCUGUCCCGCUCUGCCAUCCCAGCUCAGUGCAGGCUCCAUAAUACUCAUAAUUGGGUUCGUCCUCUUGUCACUGUACCUCAUUUGUGGAUUCCUCUACCAGCGGUUGAUUGUCGGGGCCAAAGGGUUGCAACAGUUCCCCAAUUAUGUCUUCUGGAUGCAGGUUGGCAACCUGGCAGCGGAUGGAUGUAAUUUUGUGUGUAGGACACAGGGCCCCGAAGAGGAACCUCCCACAUACAGGGGCGUGUCCACAGAGCCAGAGGAGGAGCCAGAAGAGAGGGAUGACCACUUACUUCCCAUGUGAUCUGAUGACGUCAGUAGUGGGAGGGAUCUAUCCCGUGUGACGCUUUUGACGCUUCGGAUAGAUAUUGCCCUUACGCACAGAUCUAGGAUCAUCACUUACUCUCUCCAAAUCCAGAGAAACAUCAAACUGACUUCAGUUCAGUGUCUAGGCGCAACUUCAUCCUAGUUCGUUUUGACAGUUUCAGGGACAAGUUUAGAGGUGGGCACACCAGUUUAUGGAAUGUUGGAAGAUCGGUCUGUGACAUCUGACUCCCAAACACUUAGUUCAUUAUAUUAGAUGAUAAGUCACCUCCCCUGGUUUGCAUGGCCCAGGCGUCAUUAUUUGGAGGUGGCAAC
Messenger RNA from Coregonus clupeaformis (lake whitefish), 1508 nucleotides. Its product is annotated as cation-dependent mannose-6-phosphate receptor-like. The record is from RefSeq and is a predicted model, not a curated record. Gene Ontology annotation, molecular function: protein domain specific binding. Gene Ontology annotation, biological process: protein targeting to lysosome. Lineage: Eukaryota; Metazoa; Chordata; Actinopteri; Salmoniformes; Salmonidae. Bases 334 to 1173 code for a protein of 279 amino acids. Gene Ontology annotation, cellular component: Golgi apparatus; endosome; trans-Golgi network. The transcript has 7 exons.